AUGAACGGUAAUCCGAACGUAAAUGGUGGUGCAGCGGGAAGUUUAAUGCCCAACUCCAUGGCUAUGAAUAGUGGUAAUGCAUCCUCGAACUCCAAUGCUAACAAUAGAAACCACUUUGGAAUGUCCAUGGUGCCCCAGCCAACAUUGAUGGCUUCGAAUUCCAUACUAACGGUGGGCCCCUACAAGCAUAGAAAAGAUUUAACUAGAGAAUCUGUUCUUUCAAAGUAUCAGAUCAUUGGCUACAUUGCCGCUGGAACCUACGGGAAGGUGUACAAGGCCAAAUCGAAGAAGCCACAGGAGAAAGAGGGAGACGAGGUGAAUGGCUCGGAAGCUUCAAAUACAGCAUUGUACAAUAGGAAUGAAAUGAACCAAACGGCAGGCGACGGUACCAACCAUGUGAAUGGCAACAAUGUGAAUUCGUUCAAUGCAUCCAACAACCACCCAGGAAACAACAGCUCUACAGCAAAUUAUAAUCCAAUAUCUUCUCUUCAUUUGAACCAGCAUCAUGUCAGUCACCAUCUUAAUCCACACUACGGUCAUAACAAGAGUCAGAGCCAAAAUCCAAGCCAGAAUCAACCCCAAAACAUAAACCAACAGCAGAGUCUGUUUCAAACACCGGCUCAACCUCUGACUCAACUACAGGCACACCUUCAGGUACAGACGCAGGCGCAUGGCCAAGCACAGGGUCAGCAACUGUCUAAUACAGCCAACCAACUACAGCAGGGGCAAUUACAAGCUCAAGGCAGGUCAAUUACGACGGAUGCUAAUAGUCAAGCGCAAGAUCAGACUAUGAGAUUGAAUCAACACCAUCAGGUGCCAGGCUCAUCGUCCAUUACUGAUUCUAACUCUCAAACGAAGCAAGAUGGAGACAAGUCUACUGGUGAACCUGGAGAGCAGCUCUUUGCUAUAAAAAAGUUCAAGAACGAUAAUCAUCUGAGCAAUAAGUCAUACAACCACGAUAUUAAUGGUAACGAAAUUAUCCAUUACACUGGUAUAUCUCAGUCAGCUAUUAGAGAAAUGUCCAUAUGUAGAGAGCUCAACAACAAAAAUAUUACGAAAACUAUGGAUAUUUUGCUUGAAAACAAAUCUAUUUACAUUGUGCUGGAAUUUUGUGAACAUGACUUGUUGCAAAUUAUUCAUUACCAUUCCCACCCAGAGGUGAGACAGAUUCCAGAGAGGACCACAAAGUCUUUAAUAUGGCAAAUUUUAAACGGUGUAUUAUUCCUCCAUAAGAAUUGGAUUUUCCACAGAGAUCUAAAGCCAGCAAACAUUAUGGUAACUUCUAACGGUGUGGUGAAGAUAGGAGAUUUGGGGUUAGCAAGAAAAUUCAAUAACCCACUACAGAGUUUAUACACCGGCGAUAAGGUUGUUGUCACUAUUUGGUAUAGAGCUCCUGAGCUAUUACUAGGGACCAGGAACUAUACACCAUCUAUCGAUUUGUGGGCGGUUGGUUGUAUCUUGGCAGAAUUGUUGUCGUUAAGACCCAUAUUUAAAGGUGAGGAAGCAAAGAUGGACAUCAACAAUAAGAAACUGGUUCCCUUUCAAACGAACCAAUUCCAAAAGAUUGUGGAAAUUUUAGGGACACCGACCCCUGAACAGUGGCCAUCUUUAAAUAAGUAUCCAGAGUAUGUGUCCUUUAAACAACAAUUGCCUAAUAACUAUAACCCAAAUUUAGCCACAUGGUACAAAACUGUGGGAGGACAGAACAAAUCCUGUCUUUUGUUGUUGAAGGGGUUACUAGAAUACGACCCCAUAGAAAGAUUGACUGCUGAAAAUGCAUUGGUUCAUCCCUACUUUUUAGAGCAGCCAAAAGUCUGUGAAAAUGCAUUUGAGGGCCUCUCAUACAAAUACCCCAAGAGAAGAAUAUACACGGAUGACAACGACAUCAUCAGUGGAAUGCAAGGAGGAAAGAGGCAUGGAUUUGAUGAGUCCAAGAACAGAAAGAGGCAAAGAUAA
This is a messenger RNA of Dujonia railenensis, 1956 nucleotides long. NCBI's taxonomy places the organism in Eukaryota, Fungi, Ascomycota, Pichiomycetes, Serinales, Debaryomycetaceae. The record is from the annotation of a GenBank genome assembly.